AUGCAUUUGAGUCCUUCCACCCAAAAACGAGACUCUCCAAAUGAAAUUCUCAGAGCAAGAAUGGAAAAGAAACCGAGUGGUAGAUUUACCUUUCUUAAAACACAAUAGGAAGACCCUCAAUAAUAAUAAGUAUAAAAUAACAGAGAUCGUAUCAAAAAUAAUUUAAGGGGUAUUGCAUUUAAAUAACAUGCAGGUUAGAUUUUGCACAUUUUAAAUAAGCCUCUACCUAUUACAAAGGAUCAAAUAGAAGAAUUGCAAGAUUUAGGCAAAAAAUUAGACAUAGAAAUAAAUUCAAUUGAUUCUGAAUUCAUCUGUCCCAAUACUAAAGAAUUUCAUGAGAAUUAUGACAUGUUAGAAGUAUUGGGAGAAGGCUGUUUAGGAUUGGUUAAAAAGAUUAUUCAUAAGACGACUUAAAAUCUAUAUGCCGUGAAGAUUGUUUAGACUCAGGAUGAUGAAAUAAUUAGAAAUGUAACAGUAGAUUAAACUUUUAGAUGAUCAUUGAGUUUAAAAGACUAAUUAAGUUGUCACAUGAAAACAUUGUUAAAGUGCAUAAAUUAUAUGUUGAUUUUGAUAAUAGCUUUCAAUCUGAAAGUAAAGCUUAUGUAGUAAUGGAACUGAUUGAAGGAUAGGAAAUGUUUGAAGUUUUAAAUUCUUUGGGCCAUUAUUGUGAAGAAGAUGCUAAAGAAAUCUUUAAAUAGUUGUUAAGUGCAAUUGAAUAUAUGCAUAGAAAUGGUAUUUGUCAUAGAGAUCUUAAACCAAACAAUAUUCUUUGUGUAAAUAGUACUAAUCAUUUUGUUAUUAGAUAAAAAGUAAAUCAAAGUGACAGACUUUAAUGUUAGCAAAUUCAGUGAUUCAUAUAAGGAAUUUGGAGAUUUAAAAGACAGAGAGAAAAUUGAAAUGUGGACAUAUACUGGGACAGUGGCAUUUUCUGCUCCUGAAAUCUUCACAGGAGAAGGAUAUAAGUAAAUAGCUCAUUGAUAAACUAUUAGUUAGAUGGUUGAUAUGUGGAGUGCAGGUUGCAUAUUAUAUUCCAUGUUAUCUGGAUAAUUGCCAUUCAAUGCUGAUUAGUACAUAUUGAUAUAUCAUAUUAGUCUAAAUGACUUAAUAGAUAACAUAAAAGAGGCUAAGAUAACUUUCCCUGUUGAGUUAUUUGAAGGAGUUUCAGAUGAAGCCAGAGAUCUCAUUACCCAAUUACUGUAAAAAGAUUGGGCUUAGAGACCUCAUCCUGAUACAGCUUUGAAACAUGGAUGGUUUAGUGAAGAUUAAAAGCUAUUAGAAAGUCAGAGGAGUCUUUUGAAAAGAUUAAAUCAUAGAAAGAAUGAUCCCAGAUUAAUUCUGAAAUAGAGACACAAUAAACGAUAAUAAUCAAUUUUGUUAGGUUCAUAAUAAUUGAUAAUCAAUCUACAUUCUAUGGAAUUGCAACCAGAAGCUCGCUUAUAAGAAACUUAACAAUUAAUAUCGAAUAUGUGUUCUAUGAGGUUGGAAUCAUGUCCAAAAAAAAGUCAAUUCAGUUUCACUACUUAUAAGGUACCUGAAAAUGAACUCAGUAUCUAUUAAUAUUUACCGCCACCAUCACCAGAUAAAGAAAAUGAAAUUGAAAAAGUAGGAUUUUUUGAAUCUGAAAUGAUGGAUCCACUUAUGCAAAGUUCAGGUAGAUUGUUUGGAGAUGAAAAAAUGAAAAAUCUCAAAGAUAAUUCUGAUUAAGCUUGUUGAUAUUAUAA
This is a messenger RNA of Paramecium octaurelia, 1721 nucleotides long. NCBI's taxonomy places the organism in Eukaryota, Ciliophora, Oligohymenophorea, Peniculida, Parameciidae. The record is from the annotation of a GenBank genome assembly.